CUUUCCCUAGAGAAGUAAUGUCGCGCAUUGCUUGCGAAACACAAUCACGAUCGACAAUGUUUCCAUUUAGACCCCAACAACCAGUACCAAGCACAUCCACAGAAACAACAAGCACCUCUAGCCGCAGACAGAAAAUACUCAACAACCUCGCAAAGGCAACCUCACCAUCCCUAUUCUUUAACCACACUUCUCCUACUGCACAAAAUAAUAGCCGUGUAGUGCCAACCCUAUCAAGUAUCAGUGGCAUACCAGCCUUACCUGCCGCAGAAAGUUGGUCAGGACACCAAAAAAAGAUAUCUCACACAAAUAGAUCUUCUAUCGGUACACUUGACUCAGACAUUGGAAUGUUGAAUCCAGAGGCUAAUCGCUGGGCACUUCGGGUCAUCAACCCUGACCCAGACAAUUCAAGUGAAGAUGAAGACGAAGUUAAAACAGACUCAACAGGCACAGAGCCUGAGCCCUCCAACAAUUCACACAUCAAUUCAUCCACCCCUGAUCAUAUUUCAUUACCAGUAUUACCCACACAUGAGGAAGGUACCUCAGCAGACGCAAAACUAGAGUAUGACCCAACGAUGGAUAGCCAUUCACAAUUCAGCCAUUCACAUCACCAGUCACCGACCACCUCCUUUCUUUCCAUGCCUCCGCCGCCACUCGUCCGCCGCCAAUCAAAGACGCUCGAAGAAGGUCCUCCUCAAACCCCUCCAUUAGAAACACUUCCGCCGAUAGAGCUCCCUUUACAUCUUUUUGGAAAGGAAGAUGGCUCACUUACCCCAAACAUCAUUAUCCAACCACCCUCUUCAAUUAAAUCAAACCAAUGCCAUUCACCUCAAGCCGUAUCACCAUCACUACCACACCUUAAACUGGUGACAAGCACAUCACACUCACAGGGCAUCAUGUUAUCCUCCGUAUCACCCACUGCCUAUGCAAGUCAUGAUAAUGUAAUGGUAAACACCGCACCAAACAUGCAUCCAAUGGCUCGUAUGGAAGAGCGGACCCUUCCGAGCUGGUAUCAGGGCAGCUCAACGCCUGUUGUUAGUAGCACAUUUUCGAACGAGUCUACUAUCCAUACAAAGUCUUCUCAUAUAAAUGAUAAAUCAGACGAGAGAGAGAUUCCAAAGAAUGGUGUUCACAAUGGACCUGACACAAAAGUCAUGGUUUCUCAGGUACAAGAGCCUGCCAAUCCAAUCGCAGCCUUUGCAAAGACUUCUACCAAUAUGGCAGCUCUUACAGGUGUAAAUCAACUAUCAAAGUAUGCAAAAGCUUCGUAUAGUCUUACAAACAACCCAAAUGCCAUCAAACUGUACAGAAACCAGGCACUCAAGACAGGAGACCCGGGGGUACAGCUCAGCUACGCGAAAUACCUCCUCGAGAUUGCCAGCCUAUACGAUCACAGUAGUAAAUCAAACUCUCUCAAACCACUCUCGCUCUUCGGUCUUUCCUCAAGUAUUUCGGGAGGGCGGAGAAAGAGCAGCCAAGUUGGUGGUGGUCGUACCAGUAUGGAUACGCGACCGAGUUCGAGUGCAACCAGCCCUGGCUUAGCUUCCCAGUCUGACAUCUAUUCCAGUGCACGCGUAGCACCAAGUCUAGACUAUGAUCAAAGGCAAUCAAUAUCCAGUGGCACGGUUGUGCUUGGAGAUGAGACUAGUCGACGCAAAAAGAAAUUGCUUGAAGAAGAAGGCAUUCGAUGGGUUAAGCGGCUGGCCAAAGAAGGAGUAGGAGAGGCUGCUUACAUGCAAGCAGUCUGGAUCGAUCGUUCACUCUACGGUCUCAAAAAAAGUGCCUCAAAAACAUUUAGGUUAUUUAAUAUUGCAGCAAAAGAGGGCAUUCCUGAAGCAAUAUAUGCCCUUGCCCUACAUUAUGAAAAAGAACGCAAUUUUUCUGAAGCAUUCAAUAACUUUAAGGACGCUGCUGACAAGAACUUGCCAGAAGCUAUGUUUAAAAUGGCAAAGAUCAAUCUUCACGGCGAACUCAACCAACGCCAAAACACUGUGAAAGGUCUCCAGCUACUUCAAAGAGUGAUUGAUAUGGGAUCUGAUGAAUAUUCCGAACCUCUCUAUCUAUUCGGACUGAUUCUCACAAAUACUUACCCUAAAGUUGACAUCCCACAGCAAUUGGUUGAACCUUAUGGUGGUCUUUAUGCAGCCAUCGUCUAUUUUGAACGCGCUGCCCGCUCAGGACAUACAGAGGCUCAAGGUAGAUUAGGUUACAUCUACGAGCAUGGAAUGUAUGGCGUACCAGUAAAUCUGUCCAAGAGUGUAACCAAUUAUGAAGCUGCCGCAAGAAACGGUAAUCCGCAGGCUAUGCUUGGACUCAGUCGAUUGUACAACCGUGGAAGUCAUGGACCUGACGAUCGAGAUGAAAAGACACGCUUGGAGCUAGAUGAAUCUGGCUGGCUUCAAGCCAACCCGAGAAACGAAGACUUGGCAUUCAGCUGGUGCCAACGUGCUGCAGAGAAAGGAUUGGCAGAUGCUAUGUGGUAUUAUGAAAUGGGAAUCGGUGUUCCCAGAGACCAUGAGAGAGCAAUUACAUAUUAUAAAAAAGCGUCCAUUCGAGGCCACCCAGGUGCAGAGGAGAGAUUGGCCAAAACCAACUCUGGAUCUCGACAACAAUAUGAAGAUAGUCGUCGAGGAAACUACUUGCGCUACACACAGGACGGUAACAAGGAAAAUCAACCUUGUACUGUGAUGUAGACACCUCCCUUCUUCUUAUUUUUGAAUACCCAACUAAUAGCAUGCCAUUUUGAGAAGAAGAAAACAAAAAAAAGAGAAGGAGUGAAUAAGUAAGAGAGAAUAAGGAGCAAAAAAAAACAGUGUAUUUAUUAUUUAUUAUUUAUCUAUAUUAUCUUUCAUUUAUUCAUACAUUUCACACAUUAUUACGCACAAACUAAAAAGAAAGAAAGAAACAAUCGCAAAAAUCCCAUAAUCAUCUACUCACUAAAUCAAUUAUCUGCAUUCCUUCAUAUACAUAUCCAUUUUGUGGUAUUGAAUAUAUAUAUAUGUUAUAUACUUUUAAAGAGGUAAUAAUAGUAGUGCGAUAAAGGCACAAAAUAGAAUACCAGUCGUAUCAUGCUUUUUUCCCAAAGAAAUAUCUUGUAAAUGAGACUUACAAAGAUUACAGAUAAUUAUGGCAAAAGCACAAGAUUUGUUUUCAUUUAUGAAUUCAUUUCCGUGCCGAAAUCUUUAUUUCUAUUUUACAAUGAUACAAGUAUCAUUUUCCCAUAUAAUAACCAUAAUCUACAUGGCUGCAAUUAAACGCACAAGCACACAAACCAUACAGUGUUCUGGACAAAUAAAGAUCAGAAAGAACGAGGUGGAUGAGUUGGUGAAAUAAAGUAAUAUUUAAUUAAUUCUAUUGGCUGUUCAACAUGGUUUCAUGAAAGGAAAAUACUAAUUAAGUUCCAGUGUUACUCUUCUGUUUUGUGUUAAGCUCAGUAUUACAUAAAACAAUAGCCACUAUCUGUAAAUGUAUCUAGUCAAGAACCUAGGAAUUUAAUUUGAUUAGGUACAUGAUCUUCGAAUGGUACUUGAUAUUCUGAUGCUGCUGAUGAAGAAGAAAAAAGGGAAGGAGAAGAGCCUGUCCAUUUUUCAUUCCUGUGUUCAUCGUACGGAAUCUUAUCGUGGCUUUCAAGUAAGGAAUUAGGCGAUAUUAAACCACCUUUAGACACAGGUAAGCUUCUGGAUACCUGACGUCUUUUGUACCAUUGAUGUUUCCGUUCUUGUGCCUUGAGUUUGUUCAUCUCCCUUUUUAGACUUUGUCGGCUACUUGCCAAAUAUUCCAAUUCAUGUUCAGCAACCAUUUGGGAUUUCUGGUUAUUACAAUGAGAUGCAUAUCGUAAUAGUGCAUUUUGGUGCUGUUCUUGCGAUAACAAUGCCUUUAAUAUAUCUUGGAUAUCUUUUAGGCGCUCUGCACGCUCUUUUGAGGCUUGUUCAGCAUGCUCUUUACGCUUGUGAUUGAUUUGAAUUAGUUG
This is a messenger RNA of Phycomyces blakesleeanus NRRL 1555(-), 3967 nucleotides long. RefSeq lists its product as hypothetical. The transcript is spliced from 5 exons. NCBI's taxonomy places the organism in Eukaryota, Fungi, Mucoromycota, Mucoromycetes, Mucorales, Phycomycetaceae. Gene Ontology annotation, molecular function: protein binding. Bases 18 to 2690 code for a protein of 890 amino acids. The record is from RefSeq and is a predicted model, not a curated record.